This is a messenger RNA of Diachasma alloeum, 1150 nucleotides long. RefSeq names its product inositol monophosphatase 1. Gene Ontology annotation, molecular function: inositol monophosphate 1-phosphatase activity. Gene Ontology annotation, biological process: signal transduction; phosphatidylinositol phosphate biosynthetic process; inositol metabolic process. NCBI's taxonomy places the organism in Eukaryota, Metazoa, Arthropoda, Insecta, Hymenoptera, Braconidae. The transcript has 5 exons. The record is from RefSeq and is a predicted model, not a curated record. The coding region runs from base 109 to 924 and encodes 271 amino acids.
CACGGAUGUGGCCUCCAGUCGUCAUCGCGACAGACGACGAGGCACUUCACACCGCAAAAAAACAGGGAUUAUAGAUUCUGUAAUUUUUUAACUGGGAAAUUAUUGAGAAUGAGUCUAGACGAGUACUACGAGGUCGCCCUUGACCUCGUCAAGCAAGCCGGAGCGAUUAUUCGAGAGAGAAUUGACAGACCAAAAGAUGUAUCACUGAAGUCCUGUGAUGUUGAUCUCGUCACUGAAUCCGACAAAGAGGUUGAGAAGCUGUUCAUAGGGGGAAUCUCCUCGCGAUACCCUGAUCACAGAUUCAUUGGCGAAGAGACGACAGCUUCUGGCUCCAAGGCCCAAUUAACAGAUGCUCCAACGUGGGUCAUUGAUCCAAUUGACGGUACUAUGAAUUUUGUCCAUGGGCUUCCACACACUUGUAUAUCAGUCGCACUACUCGUUGACAAAGUUACGGAGAUGGGAUUUGUCUAUAAUCCAGUUAUCGAGCAACUCUUCACUGCUAGAAGGGGACGGGGGGCUUUUUUGAAUGGAAAGCCAAUUAAAGUGUCUGGGGAGAAAGAAUUGAAAAAGGCUCUUCUCAUGGCGGAAAUGGGGACCAGUAGAAAUGCAGAUAAAAUGAAGGCGGUUAUGGAAAAUUUGCAGAUUCUAGUGCCAAAAGUUCACGGAAUUAGAACUCUUGGCUCAGCAGCUCUGAACAUGUGCAUGGUAGCAAUGGGAGGUGCCGACGCGAAUUUCGAAUUCGGUGUUCAUGUUUGGGACUUUGGAGCUGGGGAUUUAAUCGUUCGCGAGGCUGGUGGAGUUGUAAUCGACCCUGCAGGUGGACCCCUCGAUCUCAUGAGCGGUAGAGUCCUCUGCGCCUCUUCCAUGGAACUCGCCAAAGAUAUAGCAAAGUUACUCGUUCAGUAUUACCCCGAGAGAGAUUAAAACUCCGCAACUGACUCGAAUAACCAAAUUCAUGUCAAGAUUACCCGGAGAUUUGUUGAUAGCUCCUGGGAAAUUCUCCCAAUUGUUGUGAAUCGAAGCAUUUAUCAUUUACCUCUCAAAAUAUUCAAAGCACGAAGAGACUUAUUUUCGUCUGAUGUACUUAAAGAACUGGACACAAUACUUUCUAUUCAAUAAACAUUGGUAGCAAUGAAAAUUUUCUCAUUAA